Fusarium coffeatum is the source of this 456-nucleotide messenger RNA. RefSeq lists its product as uncharacterized. Gene Ontology annotation, biological process: protein polyubiquitination; proteasome-mediated ubiquitin-dependent protein catabolic process; DNA repair. The record is from RefSeq and is a predicted model, not a curated record. Gene Ontology annotation, cellular component: HULC complex. Gene Ontology annotation, molecular function: ubiquitin conjugating enzyme activity. The transcript is spliced from 4 exons. Bases 1 to 456 code for a protein of 151 amino acids. NCBI's taxonomy places the organism in Eukaryota, Fungi, Ascomycota, Sordariomycetes, Hypocreales, Nectriaceae.
AUGUCUACCGCUGCUCGUCGUCGUCUUAUGCGAGACUUCAAGCGCAUGCAGACUGACCCUCCCGCUGGUGUUUCUGCUUCCCCGGUACCUGACAAUGUCAUGACCUGGAAUGCUGUUAUUAUCGGCCCCGCAGACACCCCAUUCGAAGACGGCACCUUUCGACUGGUGAUGCAGUUCGAAGAGCAAUAUCCAAACAAGCCACCCCAAGUCAAAUUCAUCAGCGAGAUGUUCCACCCAAACGUUUACGCCACUGGAGAACUGUGCCUGGACAUUCUGCAAAACCGAUGGAGUCCUACCUACGAUGUCGCCGCUGUCUUGACCAGUAUUCAAAGUUUGCUCAACGAUCCCAACACUGGCUCGCCUGCGAACGUCGAAGCGUCCAACUUAUAUAAGGACAACAGGAAGGAGUACACCAAGCGGGUUAGGGAGACCGUCGAGAAGAGCUGGGAGGACUGA